Molecule: messenger RNA, 1716 nt
Organism: Caenorhabditis remanei
Lineage: Eukaryota; Metazoa; Nematoda; Chromadorea; Rhabditida; Rhabditidae
Exons: 7
Coding region: 1-1716 (571 amino acids)
Source: RefSeq, a predicted model, not a curated record
AUGAGAGCGAAGUUGAUAAGUCUUCUUAUCGCUAUACUUGUUCUGGCGGAUCCGAUUCAGUGCCAACUCAGUGUGGACAACAGUCUUUGGGCGGCAUGCAAUCAAACUGGAACCAGCGCAGGAUUCAAACAGAGGAGCGUUGAUGACCCAUCCGAAGGAGACAAGUGCACUCUGGCAUUCAAUGUAGCCGUCAGAGAUGACGAUGAUGCUAGAGAAUUCUGUUCGCUAUAUGCGCCAUGGAGACUAGUGAGGGCUGAAAUCGAUGUGAAGGAUCGUCCGAGAGUUUUGUGUCAUGUUGAAGCCACAUUGGCAUGCAAGAAUGGAUGGAUUCAGAUGUUCGGAUACUGUUUCAGAAUGACUUCUGAACGUAAACUAGCCAAUCAUGCAGAUGCUCAAACGCAAUGUAACAACCUUGAAGAGGGCGCUACCAUCGCCUCGUUGCGUCACAAAAACAUCGUUGGUGUAUGGAGAAGAUACUUCCGUGGAAUCGCUCAAAUCUGGGUUACGGCCAGUGAGACGUGGCAUCAGUACAUUCAAAAAACGGGUACUGUAGAUGGAGAUGCGUUUGCUAUCGCAUUCACUGGAAAACACUACGACUUCUCUGUCCAUCCGAAUUCUCUGAUCCGAAUUGAUCCGAAAAUCAAAUUACAAGUGUUGUGUGAAUACAAGCCACCAAUGACAUCGGCGGAAAUCAAUUACUUGGGUAGAAGAUAUUCUGAAAUCUACUAUCCAUCUGUGAAAGUACCCAAUGGAAUUCUUGUUCGAUCUGCUUCUUCAUACACCACGAGUACCAAUAAUUUGGAGAUUUGUAAGAAAGCAUUGCUACCAUAUAUGGUAGGUGGCGUUGACCCAUUCUUGCCAGAUGCAGAGACAUUGGCUGCUAUCCAUGGAACGAAGCUUCCGUUCACGCUUCUCACUGGAUCUGGUGCUCGAGCAGGGAUCAAUACAGAAAAUAUGGCUUCAAAGGAGUGCGUCAAUGAGAAGAAAAAACUCUUAGUCGAGGCUCUCAAGAAAGAUGAUUCUAAGCAUGAAGUAGACGGUGUGGAAGGCACAGACCAUUGCGACAACAUGAAUACUGCGGCCAUUGUGCAUGAAGCAGGUGCAGCAAAACUGAAGACGAUGUCUGAUAGCAGAUCUCUCCCAAUAUGGUGUAAACUUGGAAGAAAGAUGGAGUUCAGAUACAAUACUACUCCGGGUUAUGAGAUUUUCCAUCGUUCGAAUGGAGAAGUUGUUGCUCAUCGUUUAUACAGCCAAAGAUUGACUUAUGAUGCAGCGUCGAAAAUAUGCAAAGAAAACGGAGGAUUCCUUUCUGGAAUCAACAGUUUAGAUGAGGCUGAUCAUCUUGGAAAACUCGCAACAGAAGCAGGCUUGAAGAAUGAAGCGAUCUUUUUGGGAGGAAGACGGAAGGAGGCAUGUAUUCAGCUAGAAACAGACCAUACCAACCCUGAUGCCUUAUGUGCAACUAAUCGAGUUAUUGAAUGGCAAGAUAACGUUGCUCAAGAUUUCCAUACGAAAUGGUGGAGAAAUGGACACGAUACGCAUAAGAAUCCAAGUUCAACGGUCGCCUACCUCCAAGAAUGCCUUACCUAUGUACAGGGAACGCCUUCUUGGGCUAACAACGAUACAACCGCAUUUUUGGACGACUAUCAUUGUGGCAUUGGUAGCCCCUUCUUUUGCACCAAUAAAGUGACGGUGACACCGGUGGAUCCGCUGUAA